Molecule: messenger RNA, 779 nt
Organism: Acyrthosiphon pisum (pea aphid)
Lineage: Eukaryota; Metazoa; Arthropoda; Insecta; Hemiptera; Aphididae
Gene: Chchd2
Product: Coiled-coil-helix-coiled-coil-helix domain containing 2
Biological process (GO): mitochondrion organization
Cellular component (GO): mitochondrion; nucleus
Source: RefSeq, marked provisional
AGGUCAUCAGUCCCUGCUAGAACACAACAGCGUGCACCAGCGCCACAAGCUCAACCAACACAAGUAGCACAAGCACCACAAGCUCAACCUCAACAACCUGGAUUAUUUGCCCAAAUGGCUGCCACUGCUGGAGGUGUUGCCGUUGGUUCUGCCAUUGGUCACACUGUUGGUCAUGCAGUCACAGGAAUGUUUGGGGGUGGUGGUUCCCGGGAUGAGGUACAGCCUCAAGUUCAACAAGCCCCGUUAAUGCCAAUGGAGCAGAGUAGCCAGCAAGGUGGAGCGUGUGCUUUUGAAAUCAAACAGUUUUUGCAGUGUGCACAAAACAAUGACGAUAUUUCUUUGUGCUCUGGAUUUAACGAGGCUAUUCGCCAAUGCAAGGAAGCUAACCGUUUAAUGUAAUUAAGAUAACUGAUUAAUGAAAAUUGAAAAAGUAGUUGCAAGAUUAUUAUGAACAAUGUACUUUUUAUGUUAAAAUAUAGAAUCGGUUCAUUACAAGUUUGUUUUUUUACAUUAGUUAUAUAUUAUUAUACAAAAUCUAUAGGUCAAUGAAAUGUUAUUUUUUUUAGGAAUGUUUAGUUUUUGUAUGCUUAUUGUAAGUUAAAAUUAAAAAACAAAAAAAUUAUAAUAUAAUAAAUAAUAUUAUAAUUUAAUACCUAUUAUUUAUUUUAUUUUUUAACUAGGGUGUAACUAAUGUUCAUAAAGAAUUAGAACUAGAGACGUUGUGUAUUUUCCUCUAAGAUAUCUAUGACAAAAUAAAUAGAUAAUUACAGCAACUUUAA